Messenger RNA from Danio rerio (zebrafish), 3186 nucleotides. RefSeq names its product N-ethylmaleimide-sensitive factor a (gene nsfa). Gene Ontology annotation, cellular component: cytoplasm. The record is from RefSeq and is marked provisional. Gene Ontology annotation, biological process: SNARE complex disassembly; anatomical structure morphogenesis. Gene Ontology annotation, molecular function: ATP binding; ATP hydrolysis activity. Lineage: Eukaryota; Metazoa; Chordata; Actinopteri; Cypriniformes; Danionidae.
CUGCUGUAGUGCUGCUCUAGUUCUGCUGUGAGGAGCUCAACCGAGCAGCUUCACCUAACGCAAACAUGGCGACCCGGACGAUGCAAGCAGCCCGAUGCCCGACAGAUGAGCUGUCACUGACUAACUGUGCUGUAGUGAGUGAGAAAGACCUGCAGUCUGGACAGCAUGUGACUGUGAGGACAACACCCACCCACAAGUUUGUGUUCACAGUGAAGGGUCACCACUCUGUGCUCCCUGGAACCAUCGCUUUCAGUUUGCCACAGAGGAAAUGGGCAGGCCUGUCCAUUGGGCAAGAAAUAGAAGUGUCAAACUACAACUUUGACAAGUCCAGGCAGUGCAUUGGUGCCAUGACCAUUGAGAUUGACUUCCUGCAGAAGAAGAGCACAGACUCCAGCCCUUACGACUCAGACAAAAUGGCUGCUGAGUUCAUCCAGCAUUUUAACAAUCAGAGCUUCUCCGUGGGGCAGCAGCUGGUCUUCAGUUUUUGUGACAAGCUCUUCGGCCUACUUAUCAAAGAUAUUGAGGCGAUGGAUUCCAGCAUUCUGAAGGGUGAACCAGCAUCUGGCAAAAAGCAAAAGAUUGAGGUCGGCCUGUUGGUUGGAAACAGUCAAGUGAUUUUUGAAAAAUCAGAGAGCUCAUCUCUCACUCUAGUUGGCAAGGCUAAAACUAAAGAAGCCCGUCAAACCAUCAUCAACCCUGACUGGAACUUUGAGAAAAUGGGCAUUGGUGGUUUAGACAAGGAGUUCUCUGAUAUCUUCCGCAGGGCCUUUGCCUCUCGAGUCUUUCCUCCAGACAUUGUGGAGCAGAUGGGUUGUAAGCAUGUGAAAGGUAUCCUGCUCUUUGGUCCUCCUGGCUGUGGUAAAACACUGAUGGCCAGGCAGAUCGGUAAAAUGCUAAAUGCCAGAGAGCCAAAGAUAGUCAACGGACCAGAGAUCCUCAACAAGUACGUGGGAGAGUCUGAGGCCAACAUUAGGAAACUGUUCGCGGAUGCUGAGGAGGAACAGAAAAGGUUGGGUGCUAACAGCGGUCUGCACAUCAUCAUCUUUGAUGAACUGGAUGCCAUCUGUAAGCAGCGUGGUACAGGCGCCAGCAGCACAGGUGUGCACGACACUGUGGUUAACCAGCUGCUGUCCAAGAUCGACGGAGUGGAGCAGCUCAACAACAUCCUCGUCAUCGGCAUGACUAAUAGGCCUGACCUGAUAGAUGAAGCCUUGAUGAGACCUGGCCGAUUUGAAGUAAAGAUGGAAAUCGGUUUGCCAGAUGAGAAGGGUCGUGUUCAGAUCCUGAACAUCCACACAGCUAAGAUGCGAGAGUUUAAACUCCUGGCUUCUGAUGUGGAUGUGAAAGAGUUGGCUGCUGAGACCAAGAACUACAGUGGAGCUGAACUGGAGGGUCUGGUCAGAGCUGCACAAUCCACUGCCAUGAACCGUCACAUUAAGGCAACAUCUACCGUAGAGGUGGACAUGGAGCGAGCAGAAAAGCUACAGGUCACUCGAACAGAUUUCAUGGCGUCCUUGAAUAACGACAUUAAACCUGCUUUUGGCACCAACCAAGAGGACUAUUCCAGCUACAUCAUGAACGGCAUCAUUAAGUGGGGAGAUCCAGUGACCCGAGUGCUGGAGGACGGAGAACUGCUGGUGCAGCAGACCAAGAACAGCGACCGCACUCCGCUGGUGUCUGUGCUUCUGGAGGGACCUCCUCACAGUGGAAAGACAGCUCUGGCUGCCAAAAUCUCAGAGGACUCGCAGUUCCCAUUCAUUAAGAUCUGCUCUCCAGACAAGAUGAUCGGCCACUCAGAGAUCUCCAAAUGCCAGGCAAUCAAGAAGAUCUUCGAUGAUGCCUACAAGUCUCAGCUCAGCUGUGUCGUGGUUGAUGACAUUGAGCGCCUCUUAGAUUACGUGCCGAUCGGCCCUCGAUUCUCCAACCUGGUGCUUCAAGCCCUGCUGGUCUUACUGAAGAAGACUCCACCUCAUGGUCGUAAGCUGCUUAUCAUUGGCACCACCAGCCGUAAAGACGUCCUGCAGGAGAUGGAGAUGCUGGAUGCGUUCAGCACCACCAUCCACGUGCAGAAUAUCUCAAGUGGGGAUCAUCUGGUUGAAGCUCUAGAGCUCCUGGGGAGCUUCACAGAUGCUGAGAGAACCACCAUCGCCCAGCAUGUGAAAGGAAAAAGAGUGUGGAUUGGCAUUAAGAAGCUGCUCAUGCUUAUUGAAAUGUCUCUGCAGAUGGAUCAGGAGUACAGAGUUAGCAAGUUCCUUUCUCUACUCAAAGAUGAGGGAGCAGACCGCGGCUUCUUCGAGUAACAGAAGACAGGAGACGCUUUCAACCUUCUGCAUGUUCCCGAAAAAAAAAAAAAAAACUCCAGCCAAACUCCACCUUCACAAAUGUAACAGAUAUAACCUGACGGAGAUCACACUUCAUAUCCAACCAAUAUCAAAUAUCGUCUUGUGCUUUGUGUAAGACUUCUGUACGCUGUUUGUUUACAUUAAAUAUACGUUCCAAUCUGCUCAAAGAAAGCCAUGAAGAUGUAAAGAUUAAAAAAAUAAUUGUAUAUAUGCUGCUGGAUGCAAAACAUAUAUUGUGAGACUAUAUCAUGCAACCUGAAUCUCAAAAGUAUGAUAUAAGGAAGCUGUUAGUGUGUGUAUUUACAGUAGUGAAGAUGAGCCGUGCUGUUCGUGGUGUGCAAACGCUGAAGCCCUACCUUUGUGAUUGUGUUGUGGUAACACAAGAAAACGACAUAUAGAUCACAGUGUUAUUCGAUAUUGUACAUAGGUUUAAAACAAAAUGUCCGUGCUAUUUGUUUUAGUUUGAAUGUAGAUUCUGGUUACGGUGUCAGAGAUAAAAUUAUAUUGGAGAUCAGUUUUACACUUGUGUUUGAGUGUAUGUGUGUGUGUGUGUGUGUGUGUGUGUGUGUAUCAAUAAAGGCUCUAGAUCAGGUUUAGAGUGAACCGUGUGUGACUGUAUUUAUCUGUGUAAGUGUAGUGUGUGUAGAUAGUUUGUUUUUUUUUCUGAAAAUGAAUAUUCAUGAAUAUGUUGUUUUAUGUAUUUCUUUUCUUUGCCUGCCCAUUCUUUCAUAUGGUUUCUGUGACCAGUGUUCAAUGUCCAGAGCUCUAUGAUCUGUUAUGACUAUUGGAGAUGUACGGCCAGAUGCACAAUUAUAUUACUGCAAUAAAAAAACAAAACAAAAGA